This is a messenger RNA of Aplosporella prunicola CBS 121167, 1319 nucleotides long. RefSeq lists its product as uncharacterized. Bases 1 to 1245 code for a protein of 414 amino acids. NCBI's taxonomy places the organism in Eukaryota, Fungi, Ascomycota, Dothideomycetes, Botryosphaeriales, Aplosporellaceae. The record is from RefSeq and is a predicted model, not a curated record. The transcript has 3 exons.
AUGAAGUCCACAACAGCAAUUAGGCUUUUUAUCCCGCUCUUCCUUGCCAUCCUCUCUGCCGCAUUUAAACCUACACCGCCGCCUACUGCGAGCAUGGAGGUGCCAUGGACGCGUGGAAGCAGGACCUACCCAGCAUGGGAUGAUUGCGCUGAGAGCCCCCUCCCGGACCCGGUUGGGUGCUGGGGUGAGCUUAAUCCCGACUGGAUGACGAAGACCGAUCCCGAAAGCUUCAGUGACCGAGUCGAGGCGGAUGCGGACAAAUCCUCGGACCCUGUGUGUCUAACCGGGAUAGUCAUCACAACUACUGGUGGGAGGAACGGCAUGUCGACGACGGCGGCGGCUGCGAGAAUGGCGAGGGAUGUUCCGCGUUCAAGUUUGACUCCGAUUACGACUUCGAUGGCUAGCAUCAUGACCAAGUCGUACCCACCCUUCGAAACUACCUUCUGUCCCAAAAAGUUCAACAAGAAGGGCACAGACCUCUGCAGCAACAAAUGCAUGUACCAAUACAUGAAACCCGUCGCCUCCGGCAAGUACAAUGAGUACGUUUACACGAAAGCACACUGGGGCGACUCGAAAGGCUUGUUUCUCCCCGAAGCAGUGCGUGACAACAACAACAACGACGAAACGGGAAAAACCAACAGCAGCACAAGCACGGGCACCCCCACCAAGACACUCAACGACGGCUGGAUGUCGUACAACGACUUCUACGCCCGCUACACCGAUGCCAGACAUAUCAAGGGCGGCCCACGGCCCGGUCCCGCGACAACGACGGCGACGAAGACCGUCACGUCGCGCAGACCCACCACGACUCACACGCCCGAAUGCUUCAACUCCUACAGUUGCUGGGACAUCUGCGAGACGCAGAAGCGCCACAAACACAUCUUCACUAUAGUGGUAAUAUCAGUGUUUGCGGCCGGCAGCGGGUUUGCGCUGUUGGGCAUGGCGAUGAGCUUGUAUUUGCAGAGCCGGAGGAAUCGUGCCAAGGACAGGAAAGCGAGGGACGAGGGGAAGCCGGCGAAGGAUAAGAGUGAGAAGAGGAAGAUGUGGAUGGGGAAGGGGAAGGGAAAGGGGAAGGGAAAGGAGAGGGCUGUCGAGGGGAGUGUGGAUGGCGUGGUGGAAGCACGUGAAGACGUUCCGCUGGACGUGUUUGUUGCGGGGAAUGCGAGGUCUGCGAGGGCUGCGAGGGUCACGGGAAGUAGUGUGUAUGAAGAGGAUGGGGAGGAGAGCGCGAUGAGGAGGGUUUGAGUUGGAUGGGUGCCUGGCAGCUCGUUGGGUGGUGAAGGUUAAAGGCGGAGAGUGCUGGAUUUAUGACUGAGAGG